AUGUCACAAGUUCCUGACUACGUAAUUCUACUCCGGACUGUGACUCCGGCUAGUGCUGACGAGGGUUAUGCAAAAGUCCGGACACUAGAAAUUGGCAACCCUGAGCUCGAUGCAGCUAAAGUCUCCCUUGGAGUGCUUGGAGUUAUUUUACAGGUGAUUUUGAAAUUGCAACCACUGUUCAAACGCUGUAUUAUGUACGUAACAAAGAACGAUUCGGACUUUGGGGAUGUAGCAGUCAGCUUAGGGAGGCAUCACGAAUUUGCAGACUUUGUGUGGUAUCCGAGUCGAAAAUGGGUUGUUUACCGGAUUGACGAUCGGGUUCCCUCCAACAUCUCUGAAAAUGGUCUCCUUGAUUUUCAAGGUUUUCGCCUUAUUGCUUCUGUAGUUCUAUCAAGUUUAAGAACUACAGGUGUGUAA
Fraxinus pennsylvanica is the source of this 417-nucleotide messenger RNA. The record is from the annotation of a GenBank genome assembly. Lineage: Eukaryota; Viridiplantae; Streptophyta; Magnoliopsida; Lamiales; Oleaceae.